UCUAUCCACUAAUUUCGCUCUCACUUUACAAAAUAGGCAAGAUAUAAGCAUAUAUUCUAAUAUUGUAAAUCUUGACAUGCCCACAUUAAUUAAUUAAUUAAUUCCUUGGACAGUUUGCAAAUAAGCAAGAUUUUCAUUUCUUUUUUUGGCUAAAUGGGGAGUAAUAAAUUACAAGCAGCAAGCAAAGCUUUUAGGAAAGUAAAUUUCUCUCCUCCUAUCAAGCAAUUCAUACAUCUAUAUAUAGUUUAUCUGUAUAUGUAAAUCUAUAGGGAUGUGCUUCAAAUUGUUACAGGCAAGAAUCAAAUUCAAAAAAAAAAAAAAGAGGAAAAUCAAACAAUGAAGAGCAUGUAUUUUUCUGCCAUGGAUUCAAACAAAUUCUUGAUCAUCUUGUUAUUUUUUGUCUUCUUCAUCUCUUUGUUUUUCUCAGAGUUCACUGCAGCUUUAUUGCAGCAGCAUCAGAAGUCAGCAUCAAGUUCAGAUAAUUUUUACGGCAACAAUGAAAUUCCACCGGCUGUUACACUGCAAAUUCAAGACAGAUAUGCUGUGCUCGACAAUGGCUUCGUUCAGGUGUCUAUAUCUGUUCCAGAGGGACACAUUGUGGGAAUACAGUACCAUGGCAUUGCCAAUUUGCUUGAAGUUCUUAACCAUGAAACAGAUAGAGGGUAUUGGGAUCUUGUAUGGAGCGAUGAAGAAACUACUCGGAAAAAGGGUAACUUCGACAGGAUGGAAGGAACAAAUUUGAGUAUAGUAGUACAAAAUGAGGAACAAAUAGAACUCUCAUUCUCAAGAACAUGGAAUUCCUCCCUUAAAGGAAAGCUUGUCCCAUUGAAUAUCGACAAAAGGUUUGUAAUGCUUCGUGGUUCGUCAGGAUUCUACAGUUAUGCAAUAUAUGAGCACUUGCAGGAAUGGCCAGCUUUCGACCUUGACAAUACAAGAAUUGCUUUCAAGCUCAGAAAAGACAAAUUUGACUACAUGGCGAUAGCCGACGAGAGACAGAGAUAUAUGCCUUCGCCGGAUGAUAGAGUGGUGGGCAGAGGCCAACCUCUAGCUUACCCAGAGGCAGUCUUGCUCGUCGAUCCAAUUGAACCUCAAUUUCGGGGAGAGGUAGAUGACAAAUACGCAUACUCAUGUGAAAGCAGAGAAAGUGGAGUUCACGGGUGGAUUUCGACUGAGUCGGCAGUUGGUUUUUGGUUAAUUACGCCCAGUGCUGAGUUCAGGUCUGGUGGACCCUUAAAGCAGUUCCUCACCUCCCAUGUUGGCCCCACCACACUCUCUGUAUUUCACAGCACACAUUAUGCUGGAGCAGACAUGAUUAUAACAUUUGAAGCCAAUGAGUCAUGGAAGAAAGUGUACGGCCCUGUUUUUAUCUAUCUCAAUUCUUUGUCCACUGAAGGAGACCCACUCUCACUCUGGGAUGAUGCUAAAGAACAGAUGCUGCAUGAAGUCCAAUGCUGGCCCUAUGAAUUUCCUGCUUCUGAAGAUUUUCCACGGUUGGAUCAACGAGGCAAUGUCUGCGGAAGAUUACUAGUCAUGGAUACGUGUGUCAGCGAUGACAAUAUACCUGCAGAUGAAGCAUACGUCGGGCUAGCACCUGUAGGAGAUGUUGGUUCCUGGCAAACUGAAUCCAAGGGUUACCAAUUCUGGGCAAAAGCAGAUGAAUAUGGUUUUUUCACGAUCAAUAAUGUAAGGCCUGGUGACUACAAUUUGUAUGCAUGGGUUCCUGGUUUUAUCGGAGACUACAAGACUGAAACUGUCAUUAGCAUUUCUAAUGCAGGUAGUUUUAUUGAUGUUGGUGAGCUUGUAUAUGAGCCUCCAAGGAAUGGCUCUACACUGUGGGAAAUAGGUAUUCCUGAUCGUUCUGCAGCAGAGUUUUACGUUCCAGAUCCAAAUCCAAAUUAUAUCAACAAGCUCUAUCUCAAUCAUACUGACAGAUAUAGGCAGUACGGAUUAUGGGAAAGAUAUUCAGAAUUAUAUCCUGAUGAAGAUUUAGUCUUCACUGUUGGCACUGAUGACUAUACAAAAGAUUGGUUUUUUGCUCAAGUUACAAGAAAAAAUAAUAAUAGUAUUGAUAAUUUAUAUCAAGGCACUACAUGGAAAAUCCAGUUUGAGCUCGAGGGAGUUGAUCAAAGUUCAAUAUAUAAACUACGAUUGGCACUUGCAACUGCAAAUGUUGCUGAGCUGCAGGUUCGGAUCAACGACGGAAAUUUGAAUUCUUCUGCUGUAUUUUCAACUGGAAAAAUAGGGAAGGACAAUACAAUUGCGAGACAUGGCAUUCACGGACUAUACAGGCUAUUCAAUGUUGAUGUAGCAGGAACUCAGCUUUUAGAAGGGAAUAACACAAUUUUUUUGACACAAGCAAACCAUGUUAGCCCUUUCCAAGGGAUCAUGUAUGACUACAUUCGAUUAGAAGGUCCUUCAUCCUCAAAUUCUCUCAAGAAAAUGUGAUUUGGAUCUAAUUCUUGUUUUUUUCCCAUGAAAAGAAAUAUAUAGAAGAUUCUUCAAAAAUUCUGAAAUGGCAGACACAUGAUUUAGAUGCAGCCACCACAGAAAAACUGUCAUUUUGUGACGGAAUCUCCAGCAUAAUUUUGUGACAGAAUAGUGAAAUAUUUGAGAUUGAUUUUUAAAAUUUAUUACGAAUUGUACCUGCUGUUGUAAAAUUUUAUAACAGUAGUUUCUCUCAUAAAUCCGUCACAAAACUGUGAUAUAAACUCCAAGAGCAUUGUAUAUACAUAUAUAAUAAAGUGAGAUUUAUUUCAAUUGAUUUUUAUGAGUGCUUAA
This is a messenger RNA of Mercurialis annua (annual mercury), 2778 nucleotides long. RefSeq lists its product as uncharacterized. The record is from RefSeq and is a predicted model, not a curated record. Lineage: Eukaryota; Viridiplantae; Streptophyta; Magnoliopsida; Malpighiales; Euphorbiaceae. The transcript is spliced from 15 exons. Gene Ontology annotation, molecular function: carbohydrate binding; catalytic activity. Gene Ontology annotation, biological process: carbohydrate metabolic process. Bases 337 to 2445 code for a protein of 702 amino acids.